UGAAAAAUGGAACCGGACUGAGGGAGAGUAAUAAUAAUAAACCCUAAACCACGCCGGCCCCAACCCCAUCGCCGUCUGUUUCCUUCUUCUUCCUCACCUCGUCUGCCUCUUUCAUCUCCGGCGACCUUCGUCUGCUGUUUCUUCUCGAACCUUAUUAAGCCUUCAAACUGUUUUUUGUUCAUUCAAGCAGCGCAGUGCAAAAUUGAAGAUCCCAAACCAAAACAAUGCCCAUCAAAUGGAUAUUGCACUGGCAGCCAAACCCGGGGACAACCGUCAACACUCAGAUCCUUUCGGAAGUGUCGCAGUGCGCUGAGAGCCUCAAUGGCGUCAAGGAAGGCCGCUGGAAGUCCACUCUCAGCUUCUACCGAGCCAGUGUUCGAGACCAAGCAGUUGGGAACGAUUUUCCUCGUGAUUUUGUGGGGAUACUUCUUGGGGAUCAUCCCAGUAAAUAUUUCUUGGUGAUUAGAGGUCAACGACUUGUGGUGGAAGCUGAUUUAAGUAUUCAGAUGAUAAUGGAAAAGCUGCAAUCCUAUAAGACACGGUUUGCUCUAAGCUUUGAGGGGAACCAACACCAACUUGGCGACUUUCAACUGCGAGUGGGGAAGGUGGUUCCGAUGCACUCUGAAAGUUUGAGGGGCAUAGUAAUGGAGAUGGAGUAUAUACCGAUUUCAUCGUGGGAAAAAUCACAUCAAAUAAUGGGGGAGUUCUUCGAUCUGUGGCAGGAAGCUCUGUCGAAAAGAUCAUUGCCGGGUCAUUUUGUGCACGUGGAACCCAAUUUUGGGGAGUACGGUCUGUCGGACCAGUAUAGCCUACAACAUACGGCAGUUCAAUAUGCAAGCAUUACAGCUCAAAUGAUAGCCACAUCGCAGUCGCUACAGGCUACUCGAACUUAGACUGACUGAUCGAUCGAUCUUUGUUAUUGUUACUGAUCGAUCUUUGUUAUCGAUCUCUAUCUGUGAUUGUAGUUGUACAUACUAAUGUGCUACUUUUGCACUUCUGCCUGAAAAUGUCAAUUACAGUGCUUGAAGUGUAUGAGUUUA
Andrographis paniculata is the source of this 1040-nucleotide messenger RNA. RefSeq names its product mediator of RNA polymerase II transcription subunit 20a. The transcript has 5 exons. The coding region runs from base 225 to 893 and encodes 222 amino acids. The record is from RefSeq and is a predicted model, not a curated record. Gene Ontology annotation, cellular component: mediator complex. Gene Ontology annotation, biological process: regulation of transcription by RNA polymerase II. NCBI's taxonomy places the organism in Eukaryota, Viridiplantae, Streptophyta, Magnoliopsida, Lamiales, Acanthaceae. Gene Ontology annotation, molecular function: transcription coactivator activity.